CGGGGAGAGGCGGGAGGUCACGGCUGGCGGGCCGGGCGGAGGGGGGUCCUCGAGGGUCGGGAUGUGGCGGGCGCUGGCGCGGCGCGUGGCCCAGCAGUGCGCGUGCCCGCGGGGGCCGUGGGGGUGGGGGGCGCGCCGGGGCCGCGCCUGGCGGUGCGUGGUCGGGGGGGCGCCGGGUCCGGCUACCCCCCGAGCCCUUUUAUGGGAAGGGCCGGCGCGGAGGAGGCCCCCCGGCCUGGCGCCUCCCUCCCGCCGCUGGUGCAGCAGCUACCCACCCCACCAAAAGGUGCCUUUGCCCGCCCUCUCCCCGACCAUGCAGAUGGGGACCAUUGCCCGCUGGGAGAAGAAAGAAGGGGACAAGAUCAGCGAGGGGGACCUGAUAGCCGAGGUGGAGACGGACAAAGCGACAGUGGGGUUUGAGAGCCUGGAAGAGUGCUAUCUGGCCAAGAUCCUGGUAGCGGAAGGAACCCGGGAUGUUCCCAUUGGAGCCAUCAUAUGCAUCACGGUGGACAAGCUAGAGCUUGUUGAUGCCUUCAAGAACUACGCCUUGGAUUCUGCGGUCCCCGCAGCCUCAGUGCCUCCCCCUCCAGCAGCGGCAGCUCCCCCCACACCACCCCCAGCUCAGCCUGCUGCUCAGGCCCCUGGCAGCUCUUAUCCUCCUCACAUGCAGAUUGCUCUUCCCGCCCUCUCACCCACCAUGACGAUGGGCACUGUUCAGAGAUGGGAGAAGAAGGUUGGUGAGAAGCUGAGUGAAGGAGACUUGUUGGCAGAAAUUGAGACGGACAAAGCGACAAUAGGCUUUGAAGUGCAAGAAGAAGGUUACCUGGCCAAAAUCUUGGUGGCGGAAGGCACAAGGGACGUGCCCCUCGGAACUCCUCUCUGCAUCAUCGUGGAGAAGGAGUCAGACAUUCCAGCGUUCGCUGACUACCGGGAUGCUGGCAUUGUGGAUGUGAAGCCCCCAGCCCCAGUUUUACCACCGAGCCCCGCAGCAGCUCCUCCAUCAACAGCGCCCCCAUCUGUAGCCCCUGCAUCAGCUAAAAUCAGCGGGCCUAGAGGCAGGCUUGUCGUCAGCCCCCUCGCAAGGAAACUGGCAGCAGAGAGAGGAGUUGAUCUUUCCCAAGUGAAAGGCACAGGACCAGAUGGACGGAUAACCAAGAAAGACAUAGAUUCGUUUGUGCCAUCCAAGGUUGCCCCGGCCCGGGCACCUGAGGCAGCUCCUAUGGCUGCACCGGCUGCGGCUGCUGCUGCACCCCUUCCUGCAGGCGCCUUCACAGACAUCCCAGUCAGCAAUAUCCGCAAGGUGAUCGCUCAACGCUUGAUGCUGUCCAAGCAAACGAUACCUCACUACUACCUCUCCGUUGAUGUAGACAUGGGAGAAAUCCUGGUGCUAAGAAAAGAGCUCAACCAGGAGACGCCGGAGAAAGUGAAGCUCUCUGUCAACGACUUCAUUAUUAAGGCUUCAGCACUGGCUUGUAUGAAGGUGCCUGAGGCGAAUUCCUCUUGGCUGGACACAGUCAUUAGGCAGAAUCAUGUGGUUGACGUCAGCGUCGCAGUCAGUACCGCAGCAGGGCUCAUAACUCCAAUCGUGUUCAAUGCACACAUAAAAGGACUUUUGUCCAUUAACCAAGAUGUUGUCACAUUGGCAGCCAAGGCUCGUGAGGGCAAGCUACAACCACGCGAGUUUCAGGGUGGAACAUUCACGGUUUCAAAUUUAGGAAUGUAUGGCAUCAAGAACUUCUCUGCCAUAAUCAAUCCACCGCAGGCUUGCAUUUUAGCAGUUGGUGGUUCUGAGAAACGUCUGAUCCCAGCAGAUAAUGAAAAAGGGUUUGAUGUGACCAGCAUGAUGUCCGUGACCCUGAGCUGUGACCACCGUGUUGUGGACGGGGCUGUCGGAGCCCAGUGGCUCGCCGAGUUCAAGAAGCUCCUGGAGAAGCCGACCACCAUGUUGCUAUAAUUUCCCCCAAGCCGUCAGGACUGAUUUGGUCACAACCCUUCAUUCUAAAGAAGCUAUUUAUAUAUAGAUACAUAGUGUUUAGACUUUUAAACAAAAGCUCCUUUCUUUAUUUUUUAAACAAAUAUAUAUAUAUAUAAAUGCAUACAGUCGCUGGCAAUUUUUAUUGCCAGCUGUACAGAUUACUAGUUUGCAAAGCACUUUCCAGAAGCAAGUAUAACUAUGCUGUAUUUUGUACAGUGAAUGAAUUUGCAAACUUUCCCCUCUUACAAAGUACCAGCUGUGUAAAAUCAUGUGAGGAGCUUGUGCUUCUUUCUGAUCAAGGGAACAAAGGCCAGCCCAGUCCAGCAAUCCAAAGGCCCCUUCCCAAGUUCCCAAACGCAAGCACGCUGGAUUGAAAAAGCUUUAAAAGAGAACGGAGAGAGACCUGAGAGGUGUGGUGAGUGGAAUUGCCAGUCUAGCACAGGAAGUAGACCUGCCCAUGCUGUUUUGUUCUCCUGUCCCCUAGACUAUCAGACAUUUAGUGAGGUGUGGAGCAGAACCGGCCUCUUAACAGUUCCCACUCUAGAUUAUUUUGGCAAUUCAGCGUCGAUUCAGGUUUUCUAGUUGUAGGAACCCUUUGAAAGCACUUUAAUGCAAAAGGGAAUGAAUUGUGCUCUCUAAACUGUACUGCAGAAAUUUCAUUUGAACCGUUUAUGAAAAUGUGCCCCUUUUGAAGAACAUCCGAAUUUCUGCUUCCCGGCAGUCCUUCAUUUCAUAGUUGAGAAGCUGCUGCUUCGCUUUCAGCAGGAGAUGUGGUUCAGGGGGAUGGUGUGACUCAUCAGGCCAAAAAACCCCGGUGUCAUGGAUAUUCCUGCAUUUGAAAGUUUUCCCCUGGCAGUGUAAUUGAGGAAGCUCUGGCAGGUGUUGAGACCAAAAGCGGCAGUGCGGAGCCACGUCUUGAUCAUCUGCGUGAAUGUAAGGUCACAGUUCCCCUUGUUGAAGCCCAGGGCUGUGCAGCAGAGAGGCCUGUGGUGGUUGUGCUUGUUGCCUCAAAUCCAGAGAGAGUUCAGUGUGCUCAGCUUCCUGUGAAGUGGGAGCCCCAUUGGGGCCCUGCUCUUUCUUCAGACCACAAGUGCUGCAGGAUCACCAUCUUGGCCAUCCAAGCCUUGGAGGCAGCGGGAUGUCUUUGGCCAUGUAAAUAGUGUAAAAAAUGGGAUGGCAGGAAAUGGUUGUCUUUGCAGAAUGUACCCAAAUGCAUUGACCGCUGUAUCCUGUAGUGGGAAGGACACUGAAGUAGAAAACGCUCUCCUAGGGUUGUUUUCCAAAAGAGAGAAAUGUGACCCAGAGAGCAGAAGCAGCAGUGACAUAAACUGACCUGGAGUUGUUCUGUAUCAUAUGCAGUGCAUUCAGUAUUGUCUCUUGUAAAGUUGUGCUCCCAAAUCCACUAAAAAUAGUAUUCAAAAAAAGGUUAUCCUGUGGAGAUCAAAUAUUUUUGUGAGACUGCCUUGCUGGUGUUUUCUCAUUUUGGUUGCAGUUAUGCCUACAAUCGUUUGGUAAAGAGGCAGGUUGCCCUGAAAAGGAAUUUUAAAAAUGUCCUUGGUUCCAAACUGGGCUAGUGGGCCCUGGUGUUCCAUUAAAAGGUUUGGAAUUAAUCAGA
Molecule: messenger RNA, 3590 nt
Organism: Sphaerodactylus townsendi
Lineage: Eukaryota; Metazoa; Chordata; Lepidosauria; Squamata; Sphaerodactylidae
Gene: DLAT
Product: dihydrolipoamide S-acetyltransferase
Exons: 14
Coding region: 62-1954 (630 amino acids)
Biological process (GO): pyruvate decarboxylation to acetyl-CoA
Cellular component (GO): pyruvate dehydrogenase complex
Molecular function (GO): dihydrolipoyllysine-residue acetyltransferase activity
Source: RefSeq, a predicted model, not a curated record